CUCUCACUUGAUUUUCUCAUUUUCCCCCAUGAGUGAACAAAUUGAUGGAAAAACCCUGGUUGGUAGUUAUGUUUGCGCAGAACAACCUGGGGAGUUCAGAUGGCAAAGGUUCCCUUACACAGGCUGACAUGAAUGGAUAUUGGGUUGUUUUUGAGGAUAUUGAUAAAGCUCCGUCUGAUGUACAAUCUCUUUUACUGCCUUUGUUGGAAGGUGCUUGUUUAUUUUCAACUGGCCACGGGGAGGCUAUAAGAGUGCCACAAGGAUUUCGACUGUUCUCCACUAUAUCAAGUUCAAAACCCGAUAUUGCAUUGUCAAAAGAAGGUGGCAGCUCUCUUAGUAAUCUUUGGAGGAGAGUAAUGAUAGAGUCACCAAGCAGUGAAGAUUUGAUGUGCAUAUUGAAAGUUAGAUACUCAAAUUUGGAACCUCUUGCUGCAAAGCUUAUUGAGACUUUGGAAAAUAUUAACCACCUUAUGAUAUUACAUACUGGAAACACUGCAUCCUUAAGUUCUUUCAGCAGAUUUACACUGAGGGAUCUUCUAAAGUGGUGCAAGAGGAUUGCUGAAUUAAAUUAUUAUUUUGAUGGAGAUGCUCUCCCAGUUGAUGUCUGCAAUAGUAUUUACCAAGAGAUCCUCAGUCGUCUUCUUCCGAUAACAAAUCUCGCCCGGCGCCGGCUAGUACCUUGGUGCCUGCGCUGACCGUUGAGGCCGCACAUUCCUCCACCUGCUGCCGUGAUCCGUCGUCCACUGUCCAGCCUUCAGCUCUGUCCAUUUCCAUCCCUCUUUCUAUCUCUCUCUCUCUAAAGCUGAUGAGGCAUCUAAGGCGCUAAGGAUGGAGCAGACUCUUACCAUUAAGACAGAGGAAGAUGAUGAGCCACUGUUUGGUGAUGAUGAUGAAGAUCUUCGUAGAUCAUUGGAAAGAGCUAGAAAGUUAGAUCUUAAAAAACAAGAUGAGACAGUUGUAUCUGGUCCUCAGCCCAUUGUUGCUUCCUUUGCCUCAUCUGCUGCCCAAAUAUCAAAUGCAGGUGACCUGAACCCUGCAUCAGGAGAACCAUAAGAAAACAAGGUUGUCUUUACAGAGAUGGAUCCGAGUUUGUUUGGGGACUUCAGCUUGAUAAAUGUAUGAUUCUCACUUGGUUUCUUUAUCAACCUAUACCCACAUAUAAAAUAAUUCUAU
Impatiens glandulifera is the source of this 1173-nucleotide messenger RNA. Its product is annotated as midasin-like. Lineage: Eukaryota; Viridiplantae; Streptophyta; Magnoliopsida; Ericales; Balsaminaceae. The coding region runs from base 45 to 695 and encodes 216 amino acids. The record is from RefSeq and is a predicted model, not a curated record. Gene Ontology annotation, cellular component: preribosome, large subunit precursor. Gene Ontology annotation, biological process: rRNA processing; ribosomal large subunit assembly. The transcript has 8 exons.